AUGAUUCGAUCGGGUAUCCUCUUACUUGUCACAUUUUCGUCUGUUUUUUCACAAAAUCCAUUAACAAAAGCUUGGAAAGAGGCAGUUCCUGGAGUUCAACCAUUUUGGGAGAAAUAUCAAACUGGUCCACACGGAGUUGUUAUUCGAGGAUGGCAAUUCAGUAGAUGUGCUAGUGAACAGGUCAGUUAUUUAGGCAGAUACUAGAAAUUCAAGUAGGACCGGAGGCUAGGACCACAUCAAUAAAUUUCGGAUCAGGACCACAUCAAUUUUAGAGUGGGGAGUUCCAUUUGUAGAAUGUUGUUUCUUUUCCUGUCCAAUUUGUUAUUCCAGUAUAUGUUUAGCAAUCAGAAUUUGUUAGUAUUUGAUCGCUGGUCGCAUGACGAGAUAUCAUAUCUCAUAUCAUUUUUUUCUGUUGACGAACAAAAAUGACGUUGGGUUCAAAUUUGAUUUUUGGAACUAACACACAUUUUUUGCAUCAAAAGAUAAAAUGUUUUUCAGUGGACAAACUAUGUCGUAAAUGUGUCAAAUAUCGUAAUUUGGCCAGAUUAUCCACGUUUCCCGGGUCCAAUUUUCUUCAAUGUUACAAUGGAUGUUAGCGAAGAUUUGCCAAUCGAAAAAAUCGAAAUGGAUUUGGAGGUUCGUCAUGCGGUAACAAAUAAACAAGGAUCAAAAGGAUGGCAAGUUAUUCCAUGUCAAGGAUGGAAUAUUAUUGAUGGAUGUGAUGGAGUUGGAUCAUGUAGAUAUUGUGAUAUGUUGGAUAAAUGUAAUGAAGCUGUUAAAGGAGCACAUAAAUAUGUUAAAGAUAGAAAAGCUCUUGAUUUCUUGAAACAAAACAAAUUAUGUCCACCACCAAAAGGACAUUGGACUAUGACUUUUUCGAAAGUUUUCACUAGUGAAGAUUUGCCAAAAUCAUUCUUCGGACCACUUCAAUCGGUAUGUUAAUUAAAUUUGGGUUUGUCACGUAGAUUUUAUUUAGGGUUACUGUAGUGUUUCAAAAUAAAAAAAUCUUCCAGGGGUUACUGUAGAUUAUGAUAUGUUAUAGUUUUUCACACAGUAACUCGAGAGAGGCAUAUAGGUUUUUUGAAAGAAAUCCAAUAAAGCGAUAUGGCGUUUCGAGACCUAUUCUGAAUUUUCAUAAAAAAUUGAAAAAUCAUUCUCCCAUGCGUUGUCUCAAAACACGAAAUCUGCAUUGGGUAUUUCUCUAGAAGAUUUGUUCAUUGCACAAACAAAAUCUCAGGGUUUUUCUCGAAUUUCAAAAUUCAAUUCAAAUUUCUCAAUAUGUUUUUAAUGAAACGGGGCACAUAGUUCCACUCUUUUUUCCAAAUUAAAAUUCAUUUUCAAAAGUGUCCUCUCUUUAAAAUAUAAACCUCACCAAGUUAUUUUUUGCAGAAUGAAUAUUGGUUGACAUUUUCGUUCACUGACGGAAAAGACAAAAAAUUGGGAUGUGCUCGUUUGUGGGUUGAUGUUUGUAAAUAUCAUUUGCAAGAUAAAUCACAAAAAUGUCUCCGCGAUCCAAAUGCAUUCAAGAACUUCAUCAACGAAAUCUCAUCACAGGCUGAACAAAUUCGUAAUCGAAAUGGAAAAUAA
Molecule: messenger RNA, 1587 nt
Organism: Caenorhabditis angaria
Lineage: Eukaryota; Metazoa; Nematoda; Chromadorea; Rhabditida; Rhabditidae
Source: the annotation of a GenBank genome assembly